Messenger RNA from Mesorhabditis belari, 1746 nucleotides. Lineage: Eukaryota; Metazoa; Nematoda; Chromadorea; Rhabditida; Rhabditidae. The record is from the annotation of a GenBank genome assembly.
AUGAGGGUAAUUCCUUUGCUUCUGCUGGUAGUGACCGGCUCGUUGGCAAAUGUCAAGAUCACCAACUUGGAUCGAACCGUCGACCUAUCGACACAGAUUGUGAAAGGAACUUCGGUUAUCAGCUACGAGUCCGAAUCGACGGUUAGCGAUGUUUUCUUCACGCUUGCAGAAAAUGAGGCCGAGAAGUUGGCAUACAUCACAGCCGGAGAAAAUGGCGUUAAGGAUAGCAAACUUAAGGUGGUCAAGGACAAAUCGCCAAAGGAAGGAUUUGUCAAUUUCAAGAUCGCACUACCAAAACCACUUCAAAAGGGAUCAAGCGCCACCAUCAAGGUUGAAUACAAAGUCACCCAAGUCCUCACUGCAUUGCCUGCCAAGAUUACUCAAUUGGAGAAUCAAUUUGUUUUUUAUGAUGGAAGUGCGUAUGCUCCAUCCGCGUACACGGUGACCAAGCAAAAGACUGUUGUAAAGAUCCCUUCCGGCAGCAAGCUACAGAGUCACACAAACGUUUCUCCAAGCUCAAAGGAUUCAGCUGGGGUCACUUAUGGACCUUUUGAGAACCAAGAACCAUUCGCCGAGAAAUUUGUUCGUGUUCAUUACGAGAAUAAUUCGCCAUUUAUUGUUGCAACAAAUGUUGAGCGUUUGAUCGAAAUCUCUCACUGGGGAAACAUCGCCGUCGAAGAAAAGAUUGAAAUCAUACACAGAGGAGCCAAAUUGGAUGGUCCUUUCUCACGAUUGGAUUAUCAAAUGGAUCGGCGCGGAGGCAAAAUUCCAGCUCUUCAGAAGUUUAAGACAGUACUACCUGCAGCUGCAAAGGAUAUCUACUAUCGUGACGUGAUUGGCAACAUUUCAACUUCGGAUGUUCAGCUUCGAAAGAGCAGCGUUGAUGUUGAAAUUCGUCCUCGUUUUCCUCUUUUUGGAGGAUGGAAGACAACUUACAUUCUCGGAUACAAUCUUCCCUCUAGUGAACAUUUGUACAGCAAGGGUAUAAAUUAUGGCUUAAAAAUGAAGCUCUAUGAUCAUAUCAUGGAUAAUCUUGUCGUGGAGAAAUUGGCAGUGAAAAUUGUUCUUCCUGAAACGGCUCGUAAUGUCAAACUUGCAACUCCAUAUUCCGUUGAACGACGCCCAGAUGAAUCAAUUGCUACAUAUCUUGAUACGAUUGGCCGAACCGUGAUUGUUCUUCAAAAGGAUAACCUUGUAGACAGUCACAUUCAACCUUUCACGGUGUACUACGAUUUCGACUAUCACAAUCUACUUCGUGAGCCUUUCCUCGCCUCGGCCUUUUUCUUCCUGCUUUUCUUGUUGAUCAUCAUCUACUCUCACCUUGAUUUCACUAUUGUUUCGGAUCCCGCCAAGGAGGCUCGUGAUCAGGCUCAAGGAAACAUUGAUGAAAUUCAACGUCUUGUCGAUAAGCGCUUGAGAACCUAUGAUCAUGUUGCCGAAGCUGCUCGACAAUAUAAAUCUUCUCGAGAUGAAUCGGCUCUCAAUGGUGCAAAAGCAAAGGCUGACAACGUCCGUGCCGAAUUGAAUGAUUCGAUCUCGCGUGUUCUUGCUUCGUUGAAGGGCCAACAAGACGUUUAUGAGAAGGUUCUUGAUUUGUCGAAGUACGAUAGUCAACUGAAGGAUGCUGAGACCAACUAUCUGGCUGCCGUUAAGAGAAGCACCACCAAAGAUGGUCCCGAAGACAAGGCUCAUGCAACUAAGAUCUCUGAGACACGCGUCCGCUCCGAAAGCAUCCUAACUUCUCUU